UAAUUUAAGAGAAAACUCCUCCAUAUUUUCUUAUUGUCCCUGCCAUUUCUUUUUUGUCACUGGUGUACCCAUUCAGCAAUAGAGUAAAUUGUAUAAAUUGACACAGACCUGCAAUCAUGAGUGGCAAAAUGUCAACAGGACCUCUUGAACGACCACUCAGGCCAAGUAUGGAAAAGAUUGAUGUUGAAAACACUGAGGAUAAGAAGCCAAGGCUAGGGUCAUUCAAGAAAAAGGCACUUAAUGCCUCCAACAAAUUUAGACAAUCUUUAAAAAAAACUGGCCGUAGAAGUAGUAGCAGGGUCAUGUCUGUUGUGUUUGAAGAUGAGCAUGACGCCGAGGAAGCAAAGUUAGUAGAUGCCUUUCGUCAAGCACUUAUAUUGGAUGAAUUACUUCCUGCACAACAUGAUGAUUAUCAUAUGAUGCUAAGGUUUUUGAAGGCCAGGAAAUUUGAAUUAGAUAAAUCAAAGCAAAUGUGGUCUGAUAUGAUUAAUUGGAGGAAGGAAUUUGGUGCAGACACUAUUAUGCAGGACUUUGAGUUCAAGGAAAAGGAGGAAGUCGUCAAAUACUAUCCUCAAGGGCAUCAUGGAGUUGACAAAGACGGAAGACCAGUUUAUAUCGAAAGAAUUGGUCAAGUAGAUUCUACCAAGCUCCUACAAGUCACGACAAUGGACCGAUAUCUUAAGUACCAUGUGCAGGAGUUUGAGAGGACGUUCAAUGAAAAAUUGCCAGCUUGCUCCAUUGCAGCAAAAAAACAUAUUGAUACAAGCACAACAAUUUUGGAUGUGCAAGGAGUGGGACUUAAAAAUUUCAACAAAUCAGCAAGAGAACUUCUUCAAUGCCUCCAAGGUAUUGAUGGUAACAAUUAUCCGGAGAGCUUGUGUCGUAUGUAUAUCAUCAAUGCUGGUUCUGGAUUCAGGCUAUUAUGGAACUCUGUUAAGUCAUUCCUUGACCCCAAGACCACCGCAAAGAUCAACGUUCUUGGUAACAAAUACCAGAGCAAGUUGCUUGAAAUAAUUGAUGCCAGCGAACUUCCAGAGUUCUUAGGCGGUACUUGCACUUGUGAGGAUAAAGGAGGAUGUAUGCUUUCUGAUAAAGGGCCAUGGAAUGAUCCAGAAAUAAUGAAGAUGGUUCACAGUGGUAUGCAUAAAUGCACAAAGAGAACUUCCAUUCCAGUUGAUGAGAAAACUAUUUCAGAGGAUGGGAAUGCCAAGCCAAAGGACGCAAAGAAGAGCAAUUCUAUUAAUCUGAGAACUGCAUCUUCCAAGAUCCAGCGGGAUCAUGUAUCACCUACACAACUCUCCACUGUACACGAGGAAGAUGAUAUAAUUAAGAAGCAACCUAGCGCAUACACCCCUGUUGUUGACAAAGUAAUUGAACCAACUAUUCCUAAAGCUACAAAAGCGGACAACUACGCCAUUGCUAAAGCUUCAGAUUUCUUACCCAUGCAUGAUAUUUCUAAAUCCCCCGAUGGAUUUAGCAACCACCUUUUCACAGGAGUGAUGACAUUUGUGAUGGGUGUGGUGACAAUGGUGCGAAUGACACGCAACAUGCCAAGAAAGCUUACAGAUUCGACUCUCUUGUCAGGUUCAUUAAAAGGAGUUGAUAUGCAAGUUAAACCAGUACAUGGUCAAGAAUAUCGGUUGAGUGGACCUGCCAUCUCAAAUAAUGAGUACUUCAGCAUGAUGAAACGUAUGGGAGAGCUAGAGGAGAAGGUUAUUAGUCUUAGCAACACGCCUAGUUCCUUACCACCCGAAAAAGAGGAAAUGCUUAACAAUGUCAUGAGUCAUGUUGAUAAAUUGGAGCAAGAACUUUGUGCAACAAAAAUGGCACUUGAGACAGCCCUUUCCCGUCAAGAGGAGCUCUUAGCUUACAUUGAGAAGAAGAAGAAAAAGAAGAACUUCUUUGGUUUUUAAGGCAACAUACACAAGAAAUAAUGUUGUUUGAAUGGCCGAUGACUCAAAGCUUAUUUAAAUUCCGUAUUUGCAAAUUUGCAAUGCAAGUUAAUAUAAGCUACUGUAUAUGAUCUGGCUAUUACCUCUUUUUAGAUUUUCAUUCAGCAACAAUUACUUGUUAAUUUGUGGCUUGCAUUUUUGCUUCUAAUUAGUUUUCUGUGUAUAUAUAUGAUGGAUAAGAGCAGUUUGCAUUAGUUAUGUUCUAAUUCA
This is a messenger RNA of Solanum lycopersicum (tomato), 2162 nucleotides long. Its product is annotated as phosphatidylinositol/phosphatidylcholine transfer protein SFH12-like. The record is from RefSeq and is a predicted model, not a curated record. Lineage: Eukaryota; Viridiplantae; Streptophyta; Magnoliopsida; Solanales; Solanaceae.